AUGGAAUGUUGCAUUUCAGGUGUUACUCUAGUCUCGUCCCAACACGCUUGCCACAACGGUUUGAAGUAUGAUCUCAACUCUAACAAUCCACACCGCUGGGUCUUACCGUACGAAGAUCCAUGCGAGUAUGUAACUGUACUCGGCGGAAUGACUGCUCAAAAUGCAUCAUGCCAACAGGGGGCGCCCUUGUAUCUGGAUAAGAUAAUCGUCAGACUGCGUGACAUUUUCGGUUGUCAAUGUUAUCUUAAAGUUUAUGAUGAUACCAAAGAUCGGGCAUCAAUUAGCGGCAUUGAGAGGGAAACAACCAUCUUCUGGGAUUGUCCAGUGGAUUUCUCCAUUAUUGGCAAACCAACUGAGCAAAGUUCGACGCACAGUGUUCAAUUCUCAUCUGACAAGGCUGUAGACGGCAAAGGUGUGAUAGCAACACUAAGGGGAGAUUGCACACACACAAUAAACGAGAUCGACCCUUGGUGGAGAGUUGAUCUUGAGGGUGGGCAUUGCAUCAGGACGAUUACAAUCAUCAAUAGGAUCUACUGUUGCAGCGAGCGUUUGACUGAUGCCGUUGCUAGAGCAGGGAUAGACCCCAUCGUGACCAACAACACCAUAUGCGGGGAACCAGUGACGGCUGAACAGGCUGCACCACGUGGUGGCAUUAUCGAGUUUAAAUGUGACCCGCCGGUGAGGGCGCGCUACAUCUUUGUAGACAUACCGAUAGACACGCCUGCAAUACUCAGUCUCUGUGAGGUAAUGGUGAAAGAAUUUCCCGUUGAAAUUUGUUCACCCUAAAAAAGAAGUGGUAACUACAAGCGACAAAUCACUGACACAACGUGAGGGCUUGAUAUGAAGUGAAUUACAAGUCGUGCAAAUUCAUUGCAUUUUAUUUCGUAAAUAUUAUAAUAGUUUUUAGAGGUUUGAUUUUAAAGUUAAUAACUGUAAUGCCGUAACGCCUUAAACACAUAGUUCUGUGGUAAUUGUAUAACGACUUCUGACAUACUUAGGGAGAUGCAUUGUUUUGUAGAUCCUCGUUACACGUAAAUGCUAUGUUGCCU
Messenger RNA from Asterias rubens (European starfish), 1049 nucleotides. Its product is annotated as fucolectin-like. Lineage: Eukaryota; Metazoa; Echinodermata; Asteroidea; Forcipulatida; Asteriidae. The record is from RefSeq and is a predicted model, not a curated record. Bases 1 to 786 code for a protein of 261 amino acids. The transcript is spliced from 5 exons.